AUGAAAUUUCCAUGGACUACAUCGAUUGUGGACGUGCUAAAGGAUGACAAUAAAGUAGAUGAAAAGCUACAACAUGUAGCCAAAUCACUCGUAAAAAAAGGAGGGGAUAUAAGUGUUGUCAUUGAGGAAUUGGGACCAGCAUUAACACACAAAGACGCAGACAUCAGAUUAAAAGGAAUGAAAUUUCUAUCGGAUUUAUUGAAAAAUAUCCCAAAUGAUUUCCUUAAUACAGCUCAAUUCGAAUUUAUUUCAAAAUUUUAUGUGGAUAGAAUGAAAGAUCAUCAUUCAAUUACGCCUCAAGUUAUUAAUGGACUGUUAGCGUUAAUUCAAAUGAAGAACUUUCCACAUUCAAGCAUCAUUCAAAUUCUUCAACAAAUGUUUGCUCAAAUAUUAUGCCAAAAUCAAACAAGGAACGACAGAUCAAAUAUCUUUUCUAUCCUACAAUAUGCGUCUGACAACUUCCAACAAGAACUUGAGACGAUGGGAACUGAUUUCAUCUAUGGAGUAAUUCAAGCAAUCGACGGUGAACGUGAUCCAAGAAAUUUAUUAUUUCUAUUCGAAUUCAUGCCUCGCUUUAUAAACACGUAUGAAUUGCGUCAUUUAAAUGAGGAAAUGUUUGAAGUCUUUUCGUGCUACUUUCCGAUUGACUUUCAUCCAUCACCAAAUGAUCCUAAAGCCAUCACUCGAGAUUUUUUGGCUGAAAAACUAAAGCUUUGCUUAUGCGCAUCCAAAGAUUUUGCUCAAUUCUGCUAUCCGUUAGCACUUGAGAAGCUCGAAAGUGACCUGACUGUCGCAAAACUUGACUCACUCAGCUUGUUGUCGCACGCGUCUUCAACGUUUGAGGUGAAGAGUGUUUUGGAGAAUUUCGAUGAUGUUUGGCAAGCCAUAAAGAAAGAACUAUUGCCAGGAUCAAAUAACAAAGAGAUACGUGCAAAAGCACUUUGCGUGAUAUCCGAUAUUCUGAAAGCAAUCAAUAAUGAUGAAGCUCACUUUGAGAUUAUUCUGAAUAAAAUCUUUACAAAUGCGAUUGGGACAUUGCUAAAUCGUGAUUCGAGUUUAUUUAAACCGACUUUAGAGCUAGUCAUUAAAUGUGCUGAAGCAUCUGAUAAUUCAUGCUUGUAUGUCAUGAAUAAAGUUCUUCCAAUCACUCUUACUGAAAUGACGACAAAUGAGGAGAUUGCUGAUUCAGAGAAAUGUGACAUCUUAGAGGACUUCCAUAAAUUCGUAUGUAUCAUGGUCGAUAUGAAUAAACUUGGUGAAUAUAAAAAUGACAAUUACAUGAUCAGCAUACAAAGAGAGUUGAUUAAAAUUUUGAUUACGUACGAUUCAGACUUGUCGAAAAUAUCAUGGAAAAUAAUGACCCGCAUAACACCAAUAUUAAGUGACGAAAAUCGUCAAAUCAUUUACUCUAAAUUAAAUGCUAAUUUAACAAAGUCAUCGACCGAAGAAGCUGAAUGCUUAUUAGAGUUAGCAAAAGUCUAUCCACAUGAGAUUCAUAAAUUGGUGCUUGAAGAGCAUUUCUCAAAAAAAUAUGACAAUGAAGAGUUUGCCAAAAAUAUUUUCAAGACACUUUCACCGCUUCUUAUUGUCCCUGAACUUCGUGAACAUAUCAUUGAAGUUUUGUGCAUUAAUCUCUUCAACAAUCACUUGUCAGUUAUUCAGCUUGUCGUUCUUGACAUUCUUCGUGAAAUUUUGAAUUCUUCCAAGUCGCCAGAAAUAGCUAAAAUCUUGUACGGUGAAUGGAGAAUUGUAGUCAAGCUAAUUGAUUUGAUUAAGAACCUGAAUAUUGAAAAGGACCAAGAAGUUAUGUAUCGGGCAUCAUUAAUAAUGAGUCUUGUAAUUCGUUUAUUGCCGAAUGAUCAACAAAUGGAAUUAGUUGAAAAAUAUCUACCUCGUAUGAAGCUUGAAUCAUCCAUUUCCGAUUUAUAUAUAACCUCAGGAAUUAUGGCCUUUCUUGAUGCCGCGAUUCCUGUAGAGAAUCACUUUGAGCAAUUAGUCAAUGAACUAACGAAUUUAUCAUUAACAACUCAUGAUGAGAAUGCAAGAAAGAUUGCAAAUCAGCUACUUUGUAGUUUGUUUAAUCGUGCGCCAGUAGAUGAUAAGCAUAAGAAGAUAUUGAGUAAGAUUUACGAUAUUUUAAAGGAUGAGAUUAAAAAGCAAAAUCAUCAUGCAGUUAUUAUUCUUGGUUGGAUAAGUAAGGGAUUACUUGCUCGUGGUCAUCCAGAUGCUGCAGAAAUAUUGGAAACAUUAUCGGAAUUACUGGAUCAUCCAAAAUUAUCAAAAUCAGCAGAACUUGCAUUUGAGAUUAUUUCAUUGGAAUUCCCAAAUCUACAUUUGCCACUCUUGAAGCAUCUUUUUAAGCAAAAAAUUUUUGUGCUUGCCAUGAAAUUUUUGGAUGGAAAAAUUGAAAAGUUUAGUGAACAUCAUUUAACAGCUAUGGCUAAUAUCCUACAAAUCACGCCUCAUCAGGUCUUGAAGAUGAAUAUCGACAAAAUUGGACCAAUUUUAUUCAAGUGCAUUGAAACUGGUUCCGAUGAUAACAGUCCACAUCCCAAACGAGUUCUUUUAAGCUUAAAAAUAAUUAAUAAUUUCAUUAGCGAUAAGCACCAAUUUAUUUUAACUAAUCUACAACGUUUAGUCAAGGAAUUUCUCAAGUUAUCACAGUUCAAACAUUUAAUGGAUAUUCGCAUAAUGGCUUGUAAGUGCUUAGAACAUUUGACCAAAUUUCCAUUGUUUACUCUCGUGCCAUACAAAAAUGACGUUACCCAUGAUUUAAUCCCGGCUCUUGAUGAUCCAAAACGACUAGUAAGAGCGGCAGCUGUUAGUGCUCGAAUGUCAUGGUACUUGCUCGGCGAAAAUGAGAACGAUAAAGCUUCCAACAUUUAA
Molecule: messenger RNA, 2886 nt
Organism: Chironomus riparius
Lineage: Eukaryota; Metazoa; Arthropoda; Insecta; Diptera; Chironomidae
Source: the annotation of a GenBank genome assembly